AUGGCACACAGACGCCAAAGUACGACAGACCGCAAUGGCGGACUCAACGAAGACGGCGCCUCGGACACGCCACUCCACCGUCUGCCCGGCUUCGGCACGGGCCUGCACCGUCAGCGCGUCGCAUUUGUCCGGGCCGGCGAGGCGCCACAGACAAAAGGCAGCGGACCAACCGGCGCUCUUCCAGGCGGUGCCGUCUCUGAUCUCUAUCUCAGCAUCGUCAUAGGACAGACGGAAAAGAGAGAAGGGAGUGCCGAGUCGGUUGCGAAGGCGGACGAGGCCUCCACCACCGCCCCCACAACGCCCGCCUGCGACGUGUGUCGCCUCCCCUUGACAACGCCCUCGUCGGCCGCCGCCCAUCACCACGAGUCCUGCCUCGUCCAUCAGGUGGCUCUCGACCACUCUAAGCCACCGUCUUCGCUCAACCGCGGCCGUUUGGGCCUCGCCAUUAUGAGCGCCCAGGGCUGGGACCCAGACAGUGGCAGGGGCCUCGGCGCCGACCAGCAGGGCAUGCCCUAUCCGAUCGAGGCAAAACUGCGGCCAGAAAGACAGGCCCUCGGCAACGGCCCGGCGCCGUCGUCGUCAGAAUCUCGGUCCCGCUCGUCUGGCUCGGCGGCAUCGGCGCCGACACGCAACCGCAAGCAUACGCGAAAGCAGCUGCGCGCCAUGGAAGAAGACCGCCGACGACGGUACGAUCGCCUGCGGGAGCAGAUUAUGGGCAACAAGGAUCUCGACAAGUACCUGCGUCCCCAAGAAGGGGAGUGA
Sporothrix brasiliensis 5110 is the source of this 762-nucleotide messenger RNA. RefSeq lists its product as uncharacterized. NCBI's taxonomy places the organism in Eukaryota, Fungi, Ascomycota, Sordariomycetes, Ophiostomatales, Ophiostomataceae. The transcript has a single exon. Bases 1 to 762 code for a protein of 253 amino acids. The record is from RefSeq and is a predicted model, not a curated record. Gene Ontology annotation, molecular function: nucleic acid binding.